AUGGGGCACCAGCACCAGAUGUUCAACGACCCCUUCGCGAGCAGCAUGUCGUCAUUGGAGGAGGACAUGUUCUCCGGUGCCGGCGGCUACCACCACCUCACGCCGUCCAUGCAGUGGCCGGGCUUGGAUAACGACAUACCGUCGGCGCCGGCUGCCAACAACGCCACCUCCUCCGGCGGCUCCGGAUCACAGCGCAAGAUGAGUCACAACGCGUACGAGCGUGACCGCCGCAAGCAGCUCAACGAGCAAUAUUCCUCCCUCCGCUCCCUCCUCCCCGAUGACGAUCACAAUAAGAAGAUGAGCAUUCCGACCACGGUCUCGCGGGUGAUCAAGUACAUCCCGGAGCUGCAGAAGGAGGUAGACGGCCUGGAGAAGAAGAAGGAGGAGCUGAGGCGGGCCAGCUGCGAGCAAGGCGCCAUGAGGCAGAACACAGCCCCGAUCGUGUCCGCCACCUGCCUCGACGACAGGGAGAUCAUGGUCCAGGUCAGCCUGGUAAGCACAAUGGCCGGAGCUCUGCCCAUGUCCAAGUGCAUCAAGGUGCUGGAGAGCCAAGGUCUUCGCCUCAUAAAUUCGUCGACUUCCGCAUUCCAGAACAGGACGUUCUAUAGCCUCCAUCUUCAGAGAACCCAACGAACAAUGAGCAAGGAGGGCCAAACAUUGUGUAACGAACUCGAGAACGCCGUGAAGCAAAAGGCGGGACAACAUCUGCAUCAUUAG
Triticum turgidum subsp. durum (durum wheat) is the source of this 717-nucleotide messenger RNA. The record is from the annotation of a GenBank genome assembly. NCBI's taxonomy places the organism in Eukaryota, Viridiplantae, Streptophyta, Magnoliopsida, Poales, Poaceae.